AGUAACAUUUAGUUCUUAAUGCAUGACUGAUUAUUAUUAUUAUUAUACAUAUAAACGGUAAAAUCUUUAUUAUGUUGUUUACAAAUGUAUUUUGACAGUCAUCCCUACAUUGAAUGUAACUUAAUUGUUGAAUAUUCAUUAAUAAUUAUGGAAUGAAUUCUGUGCAUGUGACACAUUGGAUUUUUUAUUUCCUGACACAUUGGUUUUGUAUAUAUAUACAUAUGUGACGUUAGUAGCGGAUGACAUAUAAAUUUAAACAACUAUAUUUCUCCUUAUUAUUGCUAUUAUAUCAUAACUGUUUGCAUUUUCAACCAUCAUUAUGAAGCAGUUUUAUCAUGUAAUAUUAAUGGUAAUUAUUGUCAUGUUUAGUCAUUUCAAUGUUGUAUCAGGUGAAUGCCGUACAAUAGGACAAAAUUGUUCCAAAACUGUGUUUUCUCCAUGUUGUGAACAAUUAUAUUGUGGUCUAAAUACAUUAUUUACUGGUAAAUGUCAUCUAUGCCUUGCAGGUGGAUACUUCUGUUGGACCAGUCAAGAAUGUUGUUCUGGAAAAUGUAGUUGGCUUAAAUGUACAGAUCCAAUAAAGGAUGUUAUUGAAAAGCUGACUGGUUAGAAAAAAAACCCAAUUAAUAUAAGUAGUAUAAAUGUUUCUUAGAAUUCAGUUGUUCAGUUAUUUUACUGAACUUUUCUAUUUAACUUCUAUUAACCUGCAAUUAUCAAUAAUAUAUUAUUCAUUUUAUGUUUUACGAGGGAAUAAAAUACACACACUUUAAUAGAAAACAUAUGAUUAUGUAUGAAAUUCAAUUUGCUUCUAUAAGUGAUCAUGUAUUGUUGAUUUGUUUUGUUUCUUUUCUUUUCAUUGUAAAAGCUUGUAUGUUAAAAAGCUAAAUACAGGGUUGUUUCCUUAUAUAUUUCCUGUUUGUUUAACUAACUUAUAACAUAAACUAUUUCAUACUAUCUGUGAAAUAUUUUUCUGUGAUAGAAAACAUAUAGUUAAUGAUUAUCAGUAUGGGGUUGUGAAGAUUAUUAAGUUUUUAUUUUAGAUCAUGAACCGAUUGAUUUUAGAUCACCAUUGAGAACCUGAAAACACUGGACGGCUAUGGAACUCCAUAGCAAUGCGCAUCCACGAUCCCACUCGCGGGAUUCGAACCCAGGGCCUUCGGUCUCGCACCCGAAUGCUUAACCUUGAGGUCGCUGAGCCGGCAUCCAACGGUGUUA
This is a messenger RNA of Schistosoma guineensis, 1215 nucleotides long. The record is from the annotation of a GenBank genome assembly. NCBI's taxonomy places the organism in Eukaryota, Metazoa, Platyhelminthes, Trematoda, Strigeidida, Schistosomatidae.